AUGUCUUCGCUGGUCGCGGAGCAACUGGAGAAGCAACCUACAGAGAGGCACCCUUAUAGCACCUAUGCAGUUUACCUAACAACUCUUAACCCUCCAGCUAUCAUUCUUGACUCCGGAUUGUUGUGGAUGUGCCACAGAGCAACGCAAUUCGACCCGGUCUUACAUCGAAGAUAUUUGCAGUUGCUCCUACUCUGGAUGCUCUUCACCAAGUUCGCAAAAUUCUUUGGAUACUUCAGGCGCAACCCGUUCCAUAUCAUUCUGAUACCGAUUUCCAUCCUUUUCGGUUAUUUCCAUGGCAUUAUCAAGGUGUAUGCGGCGUGCACCCUCCAUGUGGCAGACCUCAUGGGGCACAAGACUCGCCACGCAUGGGAACAACGAUAUUCCGGCUCGACAUGGGCCUUGACUUGUAAGUCGUCGCUACUGGUGGCAGCUGACAGUAAAUGA
Ophidiomyces ophidiicola is the source of this 444-nucleotide messenger RNA. RefSeq lists its product as uncharacterized. The record is from RefSeq and is a predicted model, not a curated record. The transcript is spliced from 3 exons. Lineage: Eukaryota; Fungi; Ascomycota; Eurotiomycetes; Onygenales; Onygenaceae. Bases 1 to 444 code for a protein of 147 amino acids.